GUGUAUCAAGAGCGGGAGAUCAAUGACUGAAAACUGAAAAUUCAGAAAGUGCACAAGUUGUGAAAAAGCUUGUCAUCAAGUAGCGAUUUGUGUGGUGACAGUAGAGGGGCUGCAUAUAGCUAGAAAGUGGCCCCUCUCCUGCAGGCUUGCAGCUAUCCAUUCCAUUCCAUGCACCGUCGUCGAUGUCUUGUUUGUGUUAACCUUCUAUCUCACAUGAAUCGAGCUGUAAUAUAGUCGACCAAGCGUGUAAAGUGUGUUAAAAAUCGUAUGUGGACGAGGAUUUCUUCGUUGUGCGAGUUUAACCUAGCCUGUGACCCACUACUAGCUAUCGACAAUCACAACUACUACGAACAUGAAGGCAUUUGACUUGUAGCACUCUCGAAGACAGUGUCUAGUGUCUUGCGGAAGACUGGACAAGUGAACACGAGUUGAGAUCGCUUCCCCUCGGUGAUAAACUGUUUCUCUUGUGAACCUUGACCUUAGCCAAAACAACGGCCGAUUACGAAGAAUCGCGGAAAAGUACUAUUCGGGAACCGAGAUAUUUUCCAUGAGUUUUCCGAUAUCGGCCGAUAAGGCGCUCAGGUGAUGUGUGCAAAUUGCUUUCGCUUAAGAAUAAUUUAAUGUAAAUAGAGUUAAUGUUUAUUAAUAAUCCUUGUAUGUAAGACCUCGUUGCGGUGUAGUGACAUAAACACGAGUGUGUGGCAAUACGAAUUAAAAACAUUUUAACUCAAUUAUGGGAUAAAAUAAGUAUUUUUAAUAAGCUCCAGCUCAAGCAUCUUUUUACAUUUUUCGACGAGUAGCACCGAGUGAAGAUGUUAAAUUGUACGGAUCUAGAGUGUAUUCUUCACCAUCAUCACUAUUACGCCCACCUACACCACCUCAAACAUGGAACUCAUGUGGAAGAAGGAGCAAUGUCUACCGAGACAGAAGGAAUUAGUGAUGAGGCGAUACGAGGGUUACUCAAUGACACGGAUUCGGAGUUAUCCAAUCUAUCACAUCUCGAUGCACCGAACGAAAGUUUGUACAUGAUUGGGGGAGUUUGUGUGGCCAUGUUUAUGGUGGGAGUCAUCAUAGUCCUGUUGGCGGUGACGAUUAGCAAAUUGAGGAAGCGAGAGGAGCACAGCAAUAGCGUGCACCCCGCCGACGUCGUUCUGCAUCAAACGACACCAGCAGCUGCCACUUUGGCCACCCAAACGCCAACCGCCCCUCAGGCACUGCAACCCGAUCCCUUGGCGUAUCGUGGACAGUUCCUUUGGCAAUAUCCCCCGCCUCCACCGCAGCCGUAUAUGUACAACAAUGACCAGGAUACUCUUGUACAAAACCUUCCAACGGAGCGGCCGGGAUUCGUCCGAGGUUUCCGCAAGAAUUUGGGCGGUCGUUGGCGACGUCUCGUUAAAAGGAAGCCGCCGACAGAGGUGUAUACCAUUCCAGCCGAAUUGAAGCCUCAGCUGAAGCAGAUAUACGUUUAUUGAUGAUGUGACCUCGACGGGGCGAGCGGCCCUGGACGCGGUCACCGCCAAGAGACACUUCCUUCCUGCAGCUUCUCGGCAAAGGCGUCUGGAAGCUGAUGUCGGCCUUCCUCAAUGAGACUGAUUAAUAUUAACAAGUUUUAGUUUAUUACUCGUAUGGAUCUUCACUCCAAUAUGACAAUGGAGCUUAGGAUUAGUUGAUAGUCGCUGUAAAUAAAUGUAAAGAAUUAGGGUUAGUCCUAUUUCGCAGACUAAAUUCAAAACAAAACCAACAUUUGUGAUUUUAAAUCGAUAACUGCACGUUGAAUUCCCGAUUUAUCCGGAGAAUUUGUCGUGCUGAUAUUUUUUAUUUAGGAAAAUUGUCAAUGCGCUUCUCUAGAUAAAUUUACAUUAAUUUGUAGUGAUUUUUAAGUAGCUUAGUUAUAUAUUGUGACUCAUAUUGAGUUCAGGCAUUCUUGAAUGUUGUGAUUUUUAAGUAUUUUUUCAUAAUACACAUUCAUGAAUCUCCAGUUUUGCUAUCGGUCAAUAAACUUGUUCUGUAUGAAUUAUGUAGCCUAUGGGAUGAAGCCAUCCGGACUUCUCAUACUAGUCAGAUAUUGCUAAGUAAUUGUAUCAGACGUUGGAAAGAAUAUUUUUAAUAUUGCAGUAAAUUAUUUCAGUAUUAUAAUUAAUUUAUUAUGAUAUUUAUGAUAGCACAAAUUGUUUCAAAUUAAAUGAUGAUAGCAAAUGAAAAUUAGUUACCUACAUAUCAGGCCAAUGUUCAUGUAAAUAAAGCAAUAACAAAAUACUUCACAAUAAAUUAUUGUUACUUUUUGAAA
Molecule: messenger RNA, 2287 nt
Organism: Tribolium madens (black flour beetle)
Lineage: Eukaryota; Metazoa; Arthropoda; Insecta; Coleoptera; Tenebrionidae
Product: protein jim lovell-like
Exons: 6
Coding region: 813-1472 (219 amino acids)
Biological process (GO): regulation of transcription by RNA polymerase II
Cellular component (GO): nucleus
Molecular function (GO): protein binding
Source: RefSeq, a predicted model, not a curated record